Messenger RNA from Metarhizium brunneum ARSEF 3297, 1260 nucleotides. It is a transcript of the gene xdj1, whose product is annotated as DnaJ xdj1. Gene Ontology annotation, cellular component: cytoplasm; cytosol; nucleus. Lineage: Eukaryota; Fungi; Ascomycota; Sordariomycetes; Hypocreales; Clavicipitaceae. Gene Ontology annotation, biological process: protein refolding; response to heat. Gene Ontology annotation, molecular function: Hsp70 protein binding; ATP binding. The record is from RefSeq and is a predicted model, not a curated record.
AUGUCGGGUGCUAUGGGCGAAGAGGAGAUUGACCUCUACGGUCUUCUCUCGAUCGAGAGGGAUGCGACUCAGGACCAAGUCAAGAAAGCCUACCGUCAGGCAGCUCUUAAAUACCAUCCCGAUAAAGUUCCGGUAGAACAACGCGAGGAAUCCGAAGCCAAGUUCAAAGAAAUCACACGAGCGUACGAAAUUCUCAGCGAUGAGCAGAAGAGACAUCUUUAUGAUGCCCACGGCAUGGCAGCCUUUGAUCCAUCCCGCGGAGGUGGUCCAGGCGGACCCGAAGUAGACCUCAACGACAUACUCUCCCAGAUGUUUGGCUUUAACAUGGGCGGCCCUGGGGGUCCUAAAAGGCCGAGACGCGGACCCGACGAGGAGCAGGAAUAUAAAGUUACGCUUGAAGAGCUCUACAAGGGCAAGACAGUCAAAUUCGCCGCUAAUAAGCAGGUUGUUUGCAGUCAGUGCAAGGGAUCUGGUGGUAAGGAAAAAGCCAAAUCAACCACUUGCGAACGCUGCAAAGGCAAUGGCAUGGUUGAGGCAAUCAGACAGAUCGGGCCGGGCAUGAUGAGACGAGAAACCGUCUUAUGUGAUCACUGCCAAGGCGCCGGGCAGGUAUUUAAGGAGAAGGAUCGCUGCAGGAAGUGCAAGGGGAAGCGGACGAUGCAAGAAAAGAAAGCCUUGGAGAUAUACAUUCCACGAGGGUCAAUGCAGGGCGAGAGAAUUGUUCUAGAAGGCGAAGCAGAUCAGUAUCCAGACCAAAUACCUGGCGACAUUGUCUUCACUCUGGUAGAGGAGCAUCACGAUACUUUCUCGCGCUUAGGUAACGACCUCUCGGCAGAGCUCACGGUCACGUUGGCGGAAGCCUUAACAGGCUUUUCUCGAGUCGUACUCAAGCACCUUGACGGCCGAGGAAUUCACAUCGAACGACCGCGAGACAAAAUCUUGCGGCCCGGCGACUGCUUAAAAAUCGCUGGCGAAGGUAUGCCUAUGAAGCGAGGCGAGGUGAAAGGAGAUCUUUACCUUCUUGUAACUGUGGAAUUCCCUGAGGAUGGUUGGUUAAAGGAUGAUGCUUCGUAUGAAGCCCUGCAAAAAAUGCUGCCACCACCUCCCCCUCCUAUCGAGGCUGAGGAAGUUGAUGAACUGGAAUAUGAAGAUGGAGCCGACAUUGAGAAGAUGGGCGAAAACUCUGGAGAUCCUCGGUUCGCAAGCGAGUGGGGAGACGAGGACGAAGAUGACGGCCAACCUCAAUGCCAGACGCAGUAA